CAGCUAGGCGCUGCUAGGUGCCAGUGCUCGCCGCUAGCGCCUGAAGGUCGCUGGAAGCCCCUGGAGAUCGGGCCAUCCAACUCCCGACGUUGCGAUGGCCUCCCGCUCUUUGUUCCCCAUCUUUCAACCUCCUCUUGCUCUUGUGUUUCGAUUCCACUCACCUACCGCUUGGGUAGACUGGACAAAUUUCCUGCAAUCGGUACAUUGCGCAGGCUCGCCUCCCGAUAGCACAAAAUGACUCUCAACCGGAAAUACGCGGCGUUGCCAGACUUGGAUUCUGCUCCAGACAUCUAUGAAACCCCCGAGCUCACAGACGAUAAUUCCACGGUUCCUACCAUCGCAGCGCGCACCCAAUCCGAUGACGAAUUCUACGACAUCGAGGAAGACACCGCCGGAAUCUCGCGAUCGCGCUUGCGAAUAGACGAAGCCCGCUCCCGUUUCUUACCGGCCAACGUUGACGCCAAUGGGGUCGAUUUCUCGGACCGAGUCGAUGGAAAGCGCAAAUCGUACAAGGCGUCGAGCCGCCGACAGCGCAUCUUACAAGAUGGAACCGAAGAACUGGGCGACCUUUCCGACGAUGACGAUGACGAUGAAGAGAGCCUCGAGCGACGGAUCGCCCGCCUCCAGCGUGAGGUGGCCCUAGCCAAGGAUGAAUAUGCGAAGCGAAAGGCCAAGAGCUCGAACAAAGACAGUCACGAUUCUGCCACAAACGACGAGAGACUGGUUGCCCUCAGCCAGGUCCUGGAUGAGAUCUCCAAGCCCACGAGUGCACGGGUUGCACCUCAUGUGUUAAAGGCACGACCCGAACCGAGCCAGGAAGAGUCCUCGGAGCUACCAUUGGGAGACAAUGCCACCUACACCGUUACUUAUGCGCCAACUUACGAACAAAGCCAUGCUCUAGCCAAGGCCGCCGACUUUGACCGCCGACUUUUGAUGUUGGAAAAGGGGCUUGGAAUCAGCUCCACGUUAAUGCCGGAGGCCGACGCGAGCGGUCUCCCCCGAGCAAUUCUUCCGACCAUCGACUCCAUGAACAAGCAGAUCUCAACUCUUGCACAAGCAUCCACAGCUAAUCUGGAUGCUAUUAGUCGGCGAGUGAGGACUCUGGCCUCCGAGCAGGAAAAGCUAAGCGAUGCUCGAGAGAAGGCCAGGUCUCUCCGAGAAGAGCUUGGUCGACAUGCUCCCUCGACUCCAUCGGAAGAGUCCGAACAAGAAGCCAAGAUCAACGCACUCUACGGAAUUCUACCCACGAUCGAGAACCUCACCCCCAUCCUUCCCCCUUUACUCGACCGACUACGGUCACUGAGAGCAAUUCACGCCGACGCUGCCACAGCUAGCGAGACCCUGGGCCACAUUGAGACCCAGCAAGCGGAGAUGACGGCGGAGCUCAAACAGUGGAACGAGGGUCUGGAGAAGAUUGAGGCGGUCAUGAAGGACAGCAGUGUCGCGGUUGCACACAAUAAGACAGUCAUGGAGGGUUGGGUGAAGGAUCUUGAAGAGCGGAUUGCGGAUUUAUAAUGACGAAGCAUUACACAGAUACCCCAUUGAGAGCUUUCCUAGCACCCCCAAGAAGUCUGCAUGAUUAAAGACGAUUUGGAAUGCUCACUUGACUGUAACUAUUGUACACUGUGACGUUGAUGACAAGACACCGACCUUGCUAAGAAGUCCAG
Messenger RNA from Ilyonectria robusta, 1667 nucleotides. Its product is annotated as Dynamitin-domain-containing protein. The record is from RefSeq and is a predicted model, not a curated record. Gene Ontology annotation, cellular component: cytoplasm; dynactin complex. The transcript has 3 exons. Gene Ontology annotation, biological process: mitotic spindle organization. NCBI's taxonomy places the organism in Eukaryota, Fungi, Ascomycota, Sordariomycetes, Hypocreales, Nectriaceae. The coding region runs from base 235 to 1515 and encodes 426 amino acids.